CAAACGUAGAAUAGCUUUCGGGGCAAAAGUAGUAGAUUGUACUUGAAAGAGAGAAUGGUGUUUGCACAGCAAAAUAAAACUAAACAUAACAUAGAAACCAAACAUCAACUAUCCGCAUCAACUCAGAACGCUGGCAUCUCCAAGUCCUCUAAAUCAGUACAAUUGCUGAUGCAAGAAUUAGCUAAAACACAGACCAUAUUACAGUCUCAUUCCAAUUUGUAUGGGUUGCCGAAAGAUGAAAACAUGGUUUCACCCGGCGUUUGUAAUCCGCAACAGCUAGUCUACUCCGCUACCAGCGAUAACAGCAUAGCCAAGCCAUAUAACAUGAAGAAGUUUCCAGAAACGUUCAACCCUCGCAAGGAGUUGAACAUGCCACACAAAGAAAAAGUAGAAAAAUGGAUUGUAGGAGUGCCAGCUGCACCGAUUAAUGAUAACCGCGAUGCGUGGCGAAACGCAUGCUAUAAUCCUUUGAUUCCAACGAGUGACGAGUACGAAGAAAGCGAAUGUAGUGAUUUCGAUUUCUCAGGUAACGAUGAUAUCAUUGAGUAUCAAUCUCGAAUGAUAACAUUUUUAAUCAACAAAACAUACUUCAAGGAUUCGGAGAAUGUGAGGAAAAGCGACGGAAAACUAGUCCCUGGUGGUCUGGAGUACGAUGUGUAUCUCAACGAAGGUCUUGAUUACAAUGAUUUUCAUCAGCUCAACCAAUACGAGCAGUUCGGUAGUUACAGCUUGCAUCGCUGAUUACUUUUGUAUCUGUGUAUCUUUUAGUAAUGUUAAGCUAGGAAAGAAAAGGGUAGAAAAGAAAAGCCAACAAAACAUGUGCG
Molecule: messenger RNA, 824 nt
Organism: Pichia membranifaciens NRRL Y-2026
Lineage: Eukaryota; Fungi; Ascomycota; Pichiomycetes; Pichiales; Pichiaceae
Exons: 1
Coding region: 55-741 (228 amino acids)
Source: RefSeq, a predicted model, not a curated record